This is a messenger RNA of Beta vulgaris subsp. vulgaris (sugar beet), 1057 nucleotides long. RefSeq lists its product as uncharacterized. The record is from RefSeq and is a predicted model, not a curated record. The coding region runs from base 70 to 654 and encodes 194 amino acids. The transcript has 8 exons. NCBI's taxonomy places the organism in Eukaryota, Viridiplantae, Streptophyta, Magnoliopsida, Caryophyllales, Amaranthaceae.
GCAUAAUCCACGCUUUAGCUAUCAGUUUUCCAUGUUAAUUUUAAAAAGGGUUCAAACUGAAGAAGAGAAAUGACGACGACCAUGAAGAGGUUAGCAAGAAAACUCGACAACUAUAUCCCAAAUUCCGACAACGACGACAAUCUUCUCUCUACCAUUGACGAUUCUCGCCCAAUCGAUACUCAAGAACAAGAAGAGCUCGUUCGAUCCCUUGAAAAAAUCCAUUCUCAGCAAAGUCGAUUAUGGAGAAAUGUAUUUGCGGCAUUGAUGUCGUGUUACAUAGCAUUUCUUCUGUUCUCGAUAUUCCACCAGUUUGCUUAUCCAUGGGACUUGCGUUUCCAUGCUUACUUUAUGGAGGACAUUGAUUCAUGGCUUAUCAUACUUUCAGAUUGGUUAGCUAUUAUCGCGUGUUUAACAGCCAUACUAGGGCUCAUGAAGAGUUCAGAGCACCACAGACAGUGGAUAUGGUAUGCAUUCUUUGGUGGGAUAAUACUUGCUGUCUUCUGGCUAUAUUACAUGCUUAGAUUGCCAAGGUUUCGAUGGGAUGUCGUUUGGCUUCCGUUUGGUCCUCUAAGUGCAACUGGAGUAUGCCUUUACGUGGAUCAUCUACUUCGGGAAUCUUCAGAAGAAGUUCGAAAGCUUAGAAGUUACAUGUGAAAAGAUAUUCUAGAUUAUUCAGGAUAUGAUAUACCAAAGAUGAAAAGAUGAGAAUGAAGUUAAAGAAAAACAAAUUAUAAGCCAGCUAAACUAUUAUGCAUAUCGACAUAGAACGCCCCAAACAGUAGCACUGUAUGACUGCAUCAGUAUCAUGCUUAAAGCAUGGCACACAAUCAUGAUGAUGCGGAAGAUCAACUUCAAUGGAGAGAAGAACCAAAAUUCAUGAGCAAAAUUGUAAGUCGAUACACGUUUUAAGUUUGAAGCAUAGGUAACAAAACAAAAUAAAAAAUCCGCUAUUGUUCAGAACAAUCUUAAAAAGUAACAAAGUCAAACUAUCUAGUUUUUGCUUAAUCUUCAUCUUCGAUGACCUUGGUACCAAGACCCUUCAAACCCUCGGCAGGAA